Messenger RNA from Arabidopsis thaliana (thale cress), 879 nucleotides. It is a transcript of the gene RCI2A, whose product is annotated as Low temperature and salt responsive protein family. The record is from RefSeq and is marked reviewed. The transcript is spliced from 3 exons. Gene Ontology annotation, cellular component: membrane. NCBI's taxonomy places the organism in Eukaryota, Viridiplantae, Streptophyta, Magnoliopsida, Brassicales, Brassicaceae. Bases 431 to 595 code for a protein of 54 amino acids.
GAUAUCACACGGGUACGGACCUGUGACGCACAAAGAAAGAUGAUGAUAUAUGGGGAAGGCAACAUAGCAUAAUAAUAAUUACUAAAAAUGCUAUUUAUUUCCUUACAUUUUUUCAACACGUAACGGAUGCUCCUAAUGCUAAUUAGUAGUGGUUACGAAAGAUUAAGUACCUAUCUUGCCAAAAAAAUAUCCCUUUCGCCUUGUAUGUAGAAAAAAGAAAAGAAAAACAAAGUCCUCAUUUAGCUUAAAGGUAAAGGAAACAAAUAAAAUAAAAAGGGUAAGGCAAUACGUGGCUCAAAAAUAUCUAAAAAGUUGGUCUCUAUAUAAUGUGAGAGAUAUAUCACAAGAAGAAGAUAGAGUAAAGAAGAUAAAAAACACAAUUUGAAGCUUUUAUAAUAUUUUCUCAGAAACUUUCAAAGAGCUUAGAAAAAUGAGUACAGCUACUUUCGUUGAUAUUAUUAUCGCCAUCCUCUUGCCUCCACUCGGUGUCUUUCUCAGAUUUGGUUGCGGGGUUGAGUUUUGGAUAUGUUUGGUUUUGACGCUACUUGGGUAUAUUCCUGGGAUCAUAUACGCCAUUUAUGUCCUCACCAAAUGAUUUACCAUCUAUCAUCAUCUCCUUGAACAGCUGUUCCGUCGUGUUCUCCUAUCUUUGUGACUGAUUCAGCGUUUCUUUUUCUUUCAUCAGAGUUUUUAUGUUUCAAGUAAUUUAAUUAAUCAUCACUGUUGUGUUUGCAUUGUUAUAUAAAUGUUGUGUUGAUAUAAAAGAAGAGAGCGUUGGUUUGUACUUUGUGUGAAGAUUUUUUAAAAAUAUAGUUGGUUUAUUACAAUAAAUUGGAAAUUGUGUUGCCUUGGUGGAUCACAGGACCACCAUUAACCAUU